Ahaetulla prasina is the source of this 592-nucleotide messenger RNA. RefSeq names its product high mobility group protein HMGI-C-like. The coding region runs from base 176 to 568 and encodes 130 amino acids. Gene Ontology annotation, molecular function: DNA binding; transcription coregulator activity. Gene Ontology annotation, biological process: regulation of DNA-templated transcription. The transcript is spliced from 5 exons. Gene Ontology annotation, cellular component: chromatin; nucleus. Lineage: Eukaryota; Metazoa; Chordata; Lepidosauria; Squamata; Colubridae. The record is from RefSeq and is a predicted model, not a curated record.
CUGAAAAUUACCAAAUUAGCAUUGAAGAAGAUUAAGUAGUUCUUAACCAUGUAGUCAGAGAGCAUUUCUUUUAGCCUUCCAACUCUGGAAUAAAGCACAAUUGCAAGUAGCUGUGACAAAGAAAGAUUCUUCACCCUGAGAAGAAACAGCUCCUUCAAGACUUUGAAUUGUCACCAUGAGCAACCUUGGAAAGCCAAUGGCUCCACCUUCCACCAUCCUGACCGAGCAGCCCAAAAGAAAAAGGGGGCGGCCAAGGAAGCAGCCACAGGAUCCAACUGGACCUCUGCCCCCAAAGAAACCGCGUGGGCGGCCAAAGGGAAGCAAGAAGAGGAGUGCUGGUUGUGGACAGGUGGGGCACAUCUCUACUGCAAAAAAGCCCAGGGGAAGGCCACGAAAGUGGCUUUUUGUCCCUGAGGAAGAAUAUCACAAAACUGAAGUCCAAGGGGAAAGCAAUCCAGGUUUUAACACAUGCCCUGCCACAGAAGGGACAUCUACAAAAGGCUGUUACAUGAAGAAGGGAGCCACAGCAUUCAGGAGAACAUUGAAUGAACAACAGUCUCCUUGUUGAUGUGUCACUAGAGCAAAAUGAAUU